AUGACACGAUCGCAGCGUGAGGAGUAUCUUGCGAUAGCUCCCAGCAAGCGUCCAAAGUUCACCCCAUCAGCAUGGGGUAUGAGAGAUAGGGUCGUAGCCUCUAUAGCAUGCUGGAUCUCCAUGGCUGAAAGUAUAUCGACUUUGAUACAAAUUUCUAUUUUCUAA
Messenger RNA from Perkinsus marinus ATCC 50983, 165 nucleotides. RefSeq lists its product as hypothetical. NCBI's taxonomy places the organism in Eukaryota, Perkinsozoa, Perkinsida, Perkinsidae. The transcript has 2 exons. The record is from RefSeq and is a predicted model, not a curated record. Bases 1 to 165 code for a protein of 54 amino acids.